Messenger RNA from Prunus mume (Japanese apricot), 3129 nucleotides. Its product is annotated as transcription termination factor MTERF15, mitochondrial-like. Lineage: Eukaryota; Viridiplantae; Streptophyta; Magnoliopsida; Rosales; Rosaceae. Gene Ontology annotation, biological process: regulation of DNA-templated transcription. The record is from RefSeq and is a predicted model, not a curated record. Gene Ontology annotation, molecular function: double-stranded DNA binding.
AACAAAUUGUUCAUCUUCUUCAUCGUUUUACAGGGGCACAUCUAUCAUGGUUCUGCUCUUCAAAUUGAAGAACCUCAGAUUGGGUUGUUCAUUAUUUUCUUGCACAUUUGCUUCCAAAACUAGAAGCUUUGUGGUUGGAGACCUAAAACCCUCGCAUUUCACUCUUCAUCCUCAGUUUCUUUACAGAUACAUCACCACCGAAAUCUCACCAACCCAAAACGAUUUCACAGUCACUUACCUCAUAAACUCAUGUGGGUUGUCCUCAGAAGAUGCAAUUUCAGCGUCCAAGAUGGUCAAGUUGAUAUCCCCAGACAGAGCAGACUCUGUUUUGGCCCUUCUGAGAAGCCAUGGCCUCUCUCAACCCCAAAUCUCAAAGGUUGUCAAGUGUUGCCCAAGAGUUCUUUCAUCCUGUCCCGAGAAAACCCUUUCGCCCAAGCUUCAGUUUUUCAGCUCUGUCGGAGUUUCAAGGGAGGACCUUGCAAGAUCUGUGGCCGCUAAUCCAUUGCUCUUGACAGUAAGCUUGAGGGAACGGAUUGAACCCACUUAUAAUUUCCUUAGGAGUAUGAUUUCUGAGAAAAAUAUUGUUACUGUUUUCAAGCGCCGGUCGCGGGUUUUCUUGGGCAAUCACUGCAACGAUGUGGUGCUAAAUAUUGGGCUUUUGAGAGAACUGGGUAUGCCUCAAUCUUCCAUUUCUGUGUUACUAUCUCAUUACGUUCAUGUUGUGAUGCACGAGCAUAACAAGUUUGGUGAAGUUGUGGGUGAGGUUAAGGAAAUGGGAUUUAAUCUGGAAAGUUCGAAUUUUGUGUUUGCACUAAACGCAUUGUGUGGUAAGAACAGUAAGUCAAUAUGGAAACGCAGUCGUGAAGUUUAUAUGAGGUGGGGUUGGUCUGAGAAUGAUGUUCUUUCUGCUUUCAGGAAAAAUCCGGAGUUUAUGAUUAUGUCGGAGAAGAAAAUAAUGCGAGUAAUGGAAUUUUUAGUGAACAAGAUGGGAUGGCCGUCAGCGAUGAUUGCCAAAUACCCGUGGGUUACGCGUCACAGUUUGGAGAAGAGAAUAAUCCCAAGGUGUUUGGUUGUUAAGGUUUUGUGGUUGAAAGGUUUGAUAGAUGAAAACUUGACUUUGGGAUAUGUGAUUCAACCUGACGAGAAGCUCUUCGUGGAGAGGUUUGUGACCAAAUAUCAAAAUGAAAUACCUCAGUUGUGGAAUGUGUACCAAGGGAAAGUUGAAAUCGAGGAUGUAUGAUUUUGAUACGUUGAUGCUUCAUCACUCACGUGUAUCAGAUUGCUUCUGCACAAUAUUAUAAGGUUGCCCAUAAGAAAAUUUAUUGUUUGGUCGCAUACUCAAUUUCUAGCUGAUUACAUUUAUGUGUACUUUGUUAUUAGAAGACCUGGUUGGGUUGGCCUAGCUGCUUUAAUUUAUAUGUACUUUCUUAUUAGAAUACCUGCUUGAAUUGGCCUGCUCCCUUUGGCGUCACCAAUCUCUUGCAUUUUGUGUUCUUGAGUUUGGUUAGCCUCAAAGUUCAUUGCAUUACACAUAUCUUGCAUCCAUUGUGGUUCAAUCAAAUUAUGAGAUAUCAACGGUUGUCAGUGCUUUACUCCUGGCUUUGUUAAUAAUGUCCUCCACUUGGUUGAUUUGUAGGGGACCAGAUCAAUAAGGCAUUAAAGCUCUGGGUGUGAGCCUUUUCUGAUGAGAAUUUAAUGGUGAGGAACACAAUAUAUUCAGUGCUUGUGGCUGUUGAUUGGGUUUUUUAAGUUUAAAAACCCGGGUUUGAUGGGAUGUGUAAUGAAGGGUGAUUUGGAAAUUGGUAUCUUUCGGGAUGAAUCUAUUCGGUAAGCUGCUGGAGGUUUGCUGAUCUCAAGAGAAUGUUAGUUUUGUGGUAUGACUUCAUUUUUUUGUUUUAGACAUCUUGGCAUGCAUGCCAUUUAGAUUCAUUUAGUGCUCCAAGCCAUGAGGAUAUGAGUGCCUGAAUCUGAUUUUCCAGAUGUUACUAGUCAGUACAGGCCUAUUUCAGAAGUGUAAACAUGUGCAAUGUCACUGCCAAGAAAAUGAAAAGGUGACUUGCAAUGCUUUUACCCAAUUCUGGAUUUGAUUCCCGUGGCCAAUAGACAAUCUGAAGGUUGAGUCUCAUUGCAAUGAUCUUUUCUUUUUCCUAAGAUCGCAUACGUUUAGCGCAGACAACAACUUAUGUAAUCAGUUGAGAAAUAUAACAGCGGAUUGUGACUUUGCCCUAAUUUGCAGACACUGAAUUCUUUGCCUUGCAUAUCAAUUGGAGGUGCAUGUAUUCUUAUGUCUUUCUUUGAAUUUGUCACGUUCUUCAAGUAUUGCUGUCCACACUUAUCAGUAGACUACAUGUCUACGCUUAUUAAAGUUGUCUAGAAUGGAUUUGGAGAAGUUUCUGUAUGGAGAGGAUUUUCCAUUCAAUGCUCAGAAUUUGGAAAAUGCUAAUAAGAUUUUGAAUCAGAACAUGUAAGGUCUUGAAGCUAAAAUAAAGGUGACUGAGUCAUCAGCUGGAGACUUGCUCUUGAUAGGUAGUAUUGCUUUUCUGUGGGGCCAUGAGCUUCUAAUUUCACAAGGCUAUCUACUUGGCCCUGUGGCAUGGACAAGGUGAGGCUCCAAGGAUUCUUAUCUGCAUUGAGUAGCUUGGAGAUGCUGUAGUGGUAGGGUUCAUGUGACUUGAAUUAUCUUCAUGGAGGAGGGGGAAGUUGGGUUAAGGCAACAUAGGUCGCCUUUGGAAGCGUAGCUGCAUUCUUAUUGCGUGUCUACGGAUAUGUACAACCAUCUGCACUAUGCAUCCAGCCUAAAGCAGACAUCUUUGCAUUUGUACAUAUGAAAAUAGAUAAGUCAAAAGCAGACAUCAUCCUUGGUAGACACAAGAAGAGAUAUACACUCUGACUUGUGUGGUUUUGGAUGUUUUUAAAUUUCGAAUUUGCAAUGGCAUGGAUGUAAUGCCCUGAUUACUGGUUUUAUGACUUCUUGAAUUGAUGUUAUUUCCUUCCUGCAUAUAUUACACACUUUUGUAACAUCUUGCUAGACAACUUUCCCUUUCUUUAAGGUGGUCUGUCGUUGAAAUAGAUUGAGGAAUAUGCGAUGUUAUUUUAGUGUAGUUCUAAUGAAUUUGGUGGAUGCUUAGA